Messenger RNA from Sesamum indicum (sesame), 606 nucleotides. RefSeq names its product putative F-box protein PP2-B8. Lineage: Eukaryota; Viridiplantae; Streptophyta; Magnoliopsida; Lamiales; Pedaliaceae. The record is from RefSeq and is a predicted model, not a curated record.
UAUCAAGAAAUGACUUGGAGACCAGCAAGCCUUUUUUCCCCUUUCUCCUGCAUAGUUAAACGUGUUAAUAUUGGACAGCGGAGUCAAUGGAUUGGAGUUUUUGUCUCGAGAAAACGACUGGGAAGAAAUGUUGCAUAGUAGGAGCAAGGGAUCUCAAAAUUUCACUAACAGAUAGCCCUCAGAACUGGAAAUGGAGAUUUGAUGCAGAUUCCAGGUUCUCGGAGGUGGCUGAGUUUCGUUCAGUCUUGAGGCUUGGUAUACGAGCAAAGAUUAAAGCACGAAUGCUGCAGCCGCGGACGGUAUAUGCAGCGUGUCUAGUAGUCAAAAUAGGAGGAGGCUGCAGCCUUCAAUCUGCCAAGGCGAUGAUCAGAUUUGUGAAUGAUGAAUCAGUUAGAGACGUAGCUAAAGGAGCCAGGACAGUGUACCUUCAACUUGUGAAGGAGACAAAGGGAGGAAAUGUCGUGCAGAGAGUGGUUGGUGGAUGGAGGUCGAAAUGGAGAACUUCUACGUUGGCCAAGGAGAUGACGGAGAGGUGGAGGCACCAUUGCUGGAUUCAGGAGAUGGAAGACUGGCCUCGUCGUUGAAGGGGUUGUGUUUCAACCUACG